Molecule: messenger RNA, 6371 nt
Organism: Diachasmimorpha longicaudata
Lineage: Eukaryota; Metazoa; Arthropoda; Insecta; Hymenoptera; Braconidae
Gene: dachs
Product: dachs
Exons: 18
Coding region: 1887-5552 (1221 amino acids)
Biological process (GO): vesicle transport along actin filament; actin filament organization
Cellular component (GO): cytoplasm; myosin complex; vesicle
Molecular function (GO): cytoskeletal motor activity; actin filament binding; ATP binding
Source: RefSeq, a predicted model, not a curated record
GGGGUGAGUCUUGACUGCCAGUCUCUCCGGAUGUCUCGUUUACCAUAAUACGAGUGUCCAGUGGAUAAAACUGGAGAAUCGACGUGCACACACGGGGUUGAACGUCAAUCAUCGAAUUUUUACGCUUUCAUUAUUUACCUCGAUGGUGGGGGGGAGUUUCUUUAUCAUUAUCGUUUGAUGCACUCGUCACGGGCCAUAUCCUUCCGAGUUUAGUUGGUGAAAAAAUUUUAGCGCGCUCCGCUAAAUACCAUUCGUCGGCGAGUAUUCUCCUACCUUUAUCCUUCCCUUCCUUCUCUUUUCUCUCGUUUAACCGAACCUCCACGGUGUGCCCCCCUGUGCAAAAUCAUUCUUCCACUCCGUGGAAGGCGAAGAACGCCGGCAGAAGUUCCGCCGGAAACUGUACUCCCCGAGUACUUGGGUAUUUCUCCCCAUUUACGCACGUGUUCAAGUGGAGUAAAACAAUUUGAGGGGAUUUAUUUUUUUUUCUUUAUUUCGUUCACUUCCAGUGAUUCAACGAGUGAUUGUGGAAAAUUUGUGAAAGAAAUUUUUUUUGAGUGAAUUGUUAGUCGUGAUUGUUUUUUUUUUUUUACUCUGUGGGUACUUUUUGUCUCACGUUUUGGUUCAAUUUAAUUUAAUGAAUUUUCCAUUGGAGAAAAUUGCUAAUCGAGACUGUGUAUAGUGUUGUUUUGUUCCUCCUUUUUCAUCAUUCUACGUGAUGCGAAUUCGUGCUGGCUACGGACUUUUAAAAGUUCUGCGGAAAAUGAUCAGAGUCGUGUGCAGUGGCCGUGUGUAUACGUGUGAGACUUACGUACAUGUGCUACUCCAAUGGUAUUUUCCAGGAGCUUAAUUCGUAGCCUCCUGUACUAUCGGCUUUUCAGGAGUCAGACUUGGGUAACAGUGGCGAACGCGUAAUCGAUACAGCAGCCCGAAGGAAACACCGUUGGUACAUCAGAGAGCUACAUCGUAAGACUCGUUGUCACCCCGCGGGAAAGUCGGCAACAUCGUGGGGGAUACAAACCCAUCAGGCAGUUUUUUUCCUUGAAUUCCCGGGAACAUUGGCCCCACCCCAUCAUUGAUCCAGUGUCGAGUUAAUAAACAAGACUGAGUUGUGCUCCGCAGACUCAGAAAAAAAAAUCACGUGAUAAAUCUCGAUUCUACAGGUUCAGAGAGAGAGAGAGAGAGAGACAGAGACAGAGGAGGGUACAUUACCUUCCGACAGCACCGGUAACCUCGAGUUAAAAACAACAUUAAAAAAAAUAAUAAUAAUAAAAUGAGAAGGACAAACGAACGCGAAAAGGCAAAGCUCGUCGAUACCGCAGCCCCAACCAAUACAGAAUAUAUCCGAGUUUAGUUCCCGUAUACACACAAUUCACUUUGCUCCAGAAAAAAAAAUAUAUAUAUACAUAUAUAUAUAUAUAUAACCAAGGAGAAAACGUAGGAGACGUGCACGCGCUGUGGUGUGCACUGGGGUUUAUUCCACCGACGGUUUGAUUUAAAUAUGUCGAGCACAAAGGGCCACAGAGCGAAGUCGAGGCUCGAGUCGAGGAGAUCCAAGUGGCACUGGUGCUCAUGCCAUCGGGUUCGAUCAAGAGGAUUCAUUUCAAAUGCACGAACCAACGACGCCGGAAACAUUCGACCGCUUCUUCAUUCAUAUGCAUCUCGUUAAAAUCUACUAUUCCGCCGUGCAGUUAUAAGUUUAUUCUUCUCAUUUCUCCCUCACCAUCCCCCAGCUCUCUCCAUGAGUAUGAAACUUUUCAUGAAACUCCGUUAACCGGAGGGAAAUUCACGGUGAGAAAAAGAACUUCAAUUGAACAAGAGAAAGAACUUGAAAAUAAUAAAAAAGAAAAAGACGUCACACGGGUGAGCAGUUUAUCCGACGGAUUAAUAUGUGUUUUGGACGAGUGCCUGAGUCUACUGGAGGUCGUGAGUUCAACAGACCACUGACUGGCGUGUGCAAUGUGUUGAACAAGUUUUUGAUUAUCACUUUUAAAAUGGGUAUGCUACUGCCCGAUGAAACUUACGAGGAGCGAUCAGCCACCUCGACAACAAAUUACUUAACGAGUGAGAUUGGUUUCGGAAAUAUUAAUGAGACAGUUGCGGCUAAAGCACUCGCUGCUUUUCGGAAGUGCGAUGAUUUUCUUGAGAGAUACAACAUCAGACCUGAAUUCUUUUGCCGACAUCAGGAACGACUUGCGCUGCAAGCUUGGCUCCUGCAGAGAGCCUCUUGCAAGCUCGACACCGAUGCAUCGUCAUCGAAUGAAGCUGUCCACCUGCAGCAGCGUCUUCGUAGUCUCAGCACAGAGCUUGUUACCUUGAGAAAUCGUUUGCACGUGAGCCAGCCCGGCAAUAACUCAACGAGUGGUAGCGGUGGUAGUGGUGCAAACAGUGCCUUGACACCAGGGUGUGAUAAGGGUGCUAACGCAUCAGUAGCACCAGCAGUACCACCACGCACAACUCACGGUCACAACCCCACUGUGCCCCAUGGAAUUGGACAUACAUCCGGUCACAGCAUCACAGCAUCCGCUAUUAUACAUCCACACGCCAAUCACUCUACCACCAACGAUCUUGGCCACAAUUCUACCGCAAACAAUUUAAUAUCUGAUCUGGAUGCACCAAAGCGUCCGGACGAUGGACUAGUAUCCUGUGUAACGGCGCUUGGUGCCCUACGGUCACCGCCCAUAUCCAGGAUCAUUGCUGAUGUUAAAAGCGGAAAGGGUUCGCAGGUACAGCAACGAUGCAUUUCAAAGACAUCUAGCCAAGCAAACGUUGCCGCAAAUUCAACUACUUUGGAAGAUCUUAUUCACUUACCCGGACCUUUAACCGAGGAUGCUGUACUAAAAUGUCUGCAGGCACGUUUCUGCGCAAAGCAAUAUCACACGAAUGUGGGACCAAUCCUGGUGAGUAUCAACCCUUAUACGGACGUUGGAAAUCCAUUGACACUGACGAGUACACGAACAGUGCCCCUGGCACCGCAGCUCAACAAGGUCGUACAGGAAGCCGUGAGACAACAGUCCGAGACUGGUUACCCACAGGCCAUCAUCCUCUCGGGUACGAGUGGCUCUGGCAAGACUUAUGCCUCGAUGCUACUGCUGAGACAACUCUUUGACGUCGCUGGAGGUGGUCCUGAGACUGAUGCAUUCAAGCACCUCGCUGCUGCCUUCACUGUACUCCGCUCACUCGGAUCAGCCAAGACAGCAACCAAUUCUGAGAGCUCGAGAAUCGGUCACUUUAUAGAGGUCCAAGUGACCGAUGGUGCUUUGUACAGAACGAAAAUCCACUGCUAUUUUUUGGAUCAGACGAGAGUGAUCAGACCACUACCGGACGAGAAGAAUUAUCAUAUCUUCUACCAGAUGCUUGCGGGGCUAUCGCACGAUGAGAGAGUAAAGCUAAAUUUGGAGGGUUACAACGUCAAAAAUUUACGAUACCUCCAGCAGGGUGAUAGUCGACAAGAUGAGGCUGAGGAUGCAGUGAGAUUUCAAUCCUGGAAGGCUUGUCUAGGCGUUCUGGGCAUACCAUUCUUGGAUGUUGUUCGAGUACUGGCGGCAGUUCUCAUUCUUGGCAAUGUUGGUUUCACCGAUGGUCCCGGUGUGGAGGUCAGUGUGAUUGGUGAGAACGAGUUGGCAUCUGUUGCAGCGCUUUUGGGUGUACCACCGCCUGCAUUAUUAAGGGGUCUCACAUCAAGGACACACAAUGCAAGAGGACAACUAGUGAAAUCCGUUUGCGAUGCGAACAUGUCCAACAUGACGAGGGACUCACUGGCAAAGGCCCUUUAUUGUCGCACGGUUGCUACUAUUGUGAGACGUGCCAACAGUUUGAAGAGGCUUGGAUCAACACUAGGUACACUGUCGUCUGAUUCCAAUGAAUCCGUACACAAUCAAGCGGAAGUGACGAGCCAGCAUGCCUCGACUAUUGGCAGUUCUGCUGGUGGCACAGGCUCCCGAAGUAUGACAGCCCUAAACAACGCCGUGAGGCACGCAACAGACGGCUUCAUUGGUAUACUCGAUAUGUUUGGCUUUGAGGAUCCAAAGCCGAGUCAGCUUGAACAUUUAUGCAUAAAUCUGUGCGCCGAGACUAUGCAGCACUUUUACAAUACCCACAUAUUUAAGAGCUCCAUUGAAAGCUGCCGUGAUGAGGGUAUACGGUGUGAUGUUGAGGUGGAUUAUGUUGACAACGUGCCAUGUAUCGAUCUCAUAUCAUCUUUGCGUACGGGCUUACUGAGCAUGCUUGAUGUUGAAUCUUCAAUGCGUGGCACCGCUGAGAGUUACGUUGCCAAGGUUAAAGUGCAACACAAGCAGAAUCCACGAUUAUUUGACCCGAGAAGUCUUGACUGCAGGUCUUUUGGAAUUCAACACUUUGCUGGUAGAGUCACGUAUGAUGCCUCUGAUUUCCUUGACACGAAUAAGGAUGUAGUGCCAGACGAUCUUGUUGCUGUGUUUUACAAGCACACGUGUAAUUUUGGAUUUGCCACUCAUCUCUUUGGGAGUGAAUUGAAAGCACUUUAUGCCAGUGAUACAGUGCCGAGAGGCGUGAGCUUUAGGAUAUCACCGACAUCUCAUACAGAUCUCUUAAAUGGGGAUGAACCAAUUUCCACUCUCACUCAGGAUUUUCACACGCGUCUUGAUAAUUUACUGAGAACUCUGGUGCAUGCUAGACCGCAUUUUGUGAGAUGUAUACGAAGCAAUGCCACCGAAACUCCACUUCAUCUAGACAGAGGAGUUGCAAUGCGACAAAUAAGAUCGCUGCAGGUUCUUGAAACAGUGAAUCUCAUGGCGGGUGGAUAUCCACACAGGAUGCGUUUUAAGGCAUUCAACGCACGAUACAGACUAAUCGCACCAUUUAAGCAGCUGCGGCGAGCCGAAGAGCAGGCUGUUGAGGAUACAAAACUUAUUCUCCAAAAUGCACAACAAGUGAAGAGUAAGUUUGGCGCUAGCACCAGCUGGGCACUUGGUAAACGGCAUAUCUUCCUCAGUGAGGGUAUCCGACAGCAGUUGGAAAAUCUCAGAUCAGAAACACGCAGAAAAGCUGCCACAGCUAUUCAGACUACCUGGAGAGGAUGGAGAGUGCGAAAACGAUGGCCAAUGCGAAGGGCUCCUUUACCAGUGACCGUGAGUUCUAAGCAACCACAGCAACCAAGCCACACAGGCACUCGUCCCAGGAGUGUAAAUGGAGGCACUGGUACAGGGACGAGACCCAGACCACAGCCAAUAGCUGGCACUCCCCCCCCUGAUCCCACUGAAAAAUGUGCAGACCAGAAAAUGAUACAACAAACUUGUACCCUCUUCGGCCUGGAUUUAGAGAGACCACCACCAGUGCCUCCAAGCAGAUCCUACACUGUAACUGGAAAUACUAAGCUUGGAUAUCCUCAGACAAGAGUUAUGAAAAUGCCUUUUCCAGAGGAAGGUGAAGGCGAAGUGGUACUUCUCAAAGGUGAAACAGUUCUGGUUGUGGGUGCAUCACCAAGGCGUGGCCAUCUGCUCGUUGAGCACAAUAACACAACGCUACAUGUGCCGUAUCAGUUUAUGGAAUUGAAACCCUGUAACAUUAAUGUCUAGAGAUAUUUAUUUAAUGACACUAACCCGAGUCGAAUAUUUUGACCUGAAAAAUCCGGAAGACGACGACUGAAUUCCUCCAGUUGUGCUGCAUUUAGGAGAAUUCAAGGUUUUCCAGGGAUAGGUUGAUAACAGAAUGAAAAAAAACAUUUCGAAUGAAUAAACACAUUACAAAUCGAAUCUCCACAAUUUUCCAAUUUUUUUAAUGAGAAAAAUUCUGGCGAAUCAUUCACUUCUUGGAAAAUCUCGAAACCUAAAUGGAAUGUAGCAAUAAUCAUUCAGUCAAUAUUUUUCUGAUCAAAGUAGGCGAUUUGUAAAGUCUUCCUUUUUAUCUCCCUUUUAGAGGAUGGAAAGCCUAUCGAAUUUUAUUGAAUAACUACCAAUCAAUUGCCAUAAAAUCGUUAUCUCAUAGAUGAUUUUAAAUCCCCGAGGUCUUAGGGAUUAUUAAACCUGGUAUUAUCGUCUUCCAAUAUGAACUUAAGAAUUUUUACAUUUUAAAUGAAUCUAAGAACUAUAUUUUACGUUGAAAUAGAAAUGAUCCGUGAGGAGGAGUGCUUCUCCCUCACAGGAUAAAAGAUGUAGAGUCUAUUUUAUACAUAUCAUAAAGAACAUAUUUUAUUUACCCAGUGAAAUAUCGAGAGAAUGGUUCGCAGUAAAGCUGAAGCCUCGAAGGUAUGAAUUAUCAGUAUUGACAGGUUAAUUUUGAAACUCCUAGCGGCCAUCGUUGUUGUAAAUUUAUCAUUAGUGGUCACAUGUUCAUUUUUGUACUUUUCUCAUUGGAAUCGCUGACACGUUUCAAAUAAAAGCCGAAUUUAUCACUGA